AGAAUGGAUUUCCGACAAGCCUUUCGUAGGCAGCAUCAGGAGCCAGCUUCACAGCCUGCAUUGAGCGCAGCACCCACGGCCCCAUCUUCGGAAGGGUCUGACGUUCUCCUUGCCGAUGCAGUAGAGGUUGACACUCAGCGCAGCGGCCCUGUUCGGCGAGUGGGAGCAGCUGUUGGUCAGGCUGGACGUGUGGCAUCUAAUGCAACGCUUAGCGAGGGCCAUCACCGCCGGUAAUCACCAGCAGUAUGGCCCAUUCAUGUCCCGGCUUUCCUUUGCCAUGCUUGAGUGGGAUGGCUGUGAUGUGGCCCGCCUGAAAGAGGCCAAACAGUCCGAGGAGGAGGGGGACGCCAACGUGGAGCCCACGUCCAGGGAGCUGACCCGCCACUGCCGCCGCCACACAAGGGGUGCAGCAGAGACGGAGCUGCUGGUUCAGGAGGUGCUAGACUCCUUCUCUGAGAUGAACGACACCAUGGGUGUCCCACUCUUCGACCGUGCAGAGAUGGAGAAGGUUUGGAGGACACAGCGUCACCAUCUCCGCUGCAUUCAGGACCCGCCGGGAGUGGAACUGUAUGCGAAGACAGGGGAGGAGACCAGGGGGGGUGUUAAGCUCCCCGUCUACUGCUGUGCCAGAGGCACCAGCUCCCUUGAGUGGUUCCACCACCACCUUUACACGUUCGUUCCAGGUACGUCUGCCAACGCCCUCCACUUCCAGGUGUACCUGCUGGAGGGCAUUGUGAGAUGGAAUGAAGACUGUGCCAGAGUUGCCGUGGAGGGCAAUGCCCGACGUUCGACACUGCGUUGCUAUAGCGCCCAGCUGCAGAGAGGCCUCUCCCAGCUCACCCAACAGUUCUUGGGGAGGACGCUGGUAGAGAAUUACACCCAGCCUGGGGAGUACACAGGGGAGCUCAUCGGGUUGGAGUACCUCAACUCCCAGACUGGUGCUGCAGCUCUGCAGCCGGACUUGGGCCCAGAUGAUGAUGAUGCUCUUGAUGGGACGGAUGAGCUGGAAGAGAACUGGGAAGAGGAGGAGCAUGAGGGCUUUGAAGAGGAGCUGCACCCAUUGCAGCCUGUUGUUGCCACACAGCCUAAUUUUCCACCCGCAGUGGAGGAGGAAGAGGUACGGGGUCCAGAUGGACACAGUGGAUACCAGCAUGCCGUCCAUCUAGCCCAUGCCCUCGUAGAGCUCCGUCACCACGCAUUUGUUACAGAGCGGCAGGUGAGGGAGAUAGUGGCUCUUUGGCAGAAGCUGUCACACAGGGACAAGGCGCCCACCUCCUUCCCCCAGGGCCACUGGUCCAAAACUGCCUGCAUGCCUGGAGGGGACAGCGUGACAAGGCAAGUGUAGCGUGUAGCAUUCAAAC
Platichthys flesus (European flounder) is the source of this 1361-nucleotide messenger RNA. RefSeq lists its product as uncharacterized. The transcript has 6 exons. Lineage: Eukaryota; Metazoa; Chordata; Actinopteri; Pleuronectiformes; Pleuronectidae. The coding region runs from base 200 to 1345 and encodes 381 amino acids. The record is from RefSeq and is a predicted model, not a curated record.